This is a messenger RNA of Anolis carolinensis (green anole), 8074 nucleotides long. RefSeq names its product glutamate ionotropic receptor NMDA type subunit 3A (gene grin3a). The transcript has 9 exons. Lineage: Eukaryota; Metazoa; Chordata; Lepidosauria; Squamata; Anolidae. The record is from RefSeq and is a predicted model, not a curated record. Gene Ontology annotation, biological process: ionotropic glutamate receptor signaling pathway; monoatomic ion transport. Gene Ontology annotation, molecular function: NMDA glutamate receptor activity. The coding region runs from base 563 to 3841 and encodes 1092 amino acids. Gene Ontology annotation, cellular component: plasma membrane.
AGAAGACACAGGCAGGCGCUUGCGGGAGCCCAAGUCCCGCAGAGGAGGGUGGACUACAACUCCCAGCGUCCCACCGGAGGAGACUGUGUACCUUCUUGGGCCAGUCGGUGGGUGUUUAGCGCAGCCAAGCGACCGAGCGGAGCAGCCAAGAGGAGGAGGAAGAAGAGGAGGAGGAGCCGCGUCGAGAGAGAGAGAGACAGAGUGAGGGAGACAGAGAGAGAGCAGCGCUAGCCGGCGAACUUUGGGCGAAGGAAAGGGAGAAGUGGCUGGGAGGAAAUGAGGCAGCUUUGUCCGCCGGGGCCUCUCCUCUUGCUUCCCUCCCCUUCCUCGCAGGCGGGACUCUCCUCCUCCCCACCGGGCUGGCUUUGAAUGGCUCUCUGGGCUGCUGCCUGGCUGAGCUCCUCGGGGGCGGCCCGUCGGGGCUCUCGGUCGAAGCGGUGGCUCUGGCGUCGGGGCUGAUGCGGUCCCUUGGAGGAGGCGGAGGGGGCUGAGAGGGCUUCCCGGGCCCGUCGCCUCCUCCUCCUUCCCCUCCCUCCCUCCCAAUCCCUCUCCCUCUCCCGGGAUGUGGAGGCUGAGCCUGUGGUGGCUGCUGAGCCGGGUGGCGCUGCCCCUCCUGCCACCCUGCGCCUUGGUCCUGGCCCGGGUGCCCGCCUCGUCCUGCCACCCGCAGCCCUGCCAGAUCCUCAAGCGGAUCGGACACACCGUCAGGCUCGGGGCGGCCCACCUCCAGCCCUGGCUGCCGGACGACGAGGAGGGCCCGGAGCGAGCGCCCGGCGCGGGCAGCCUCCGGAGCCGGGGAUCCGCCGACCGCGAUGGCACGCCCUUCCUGCCCCGGGAGGCGCUGCUCCUGGCGGCGGAGCGGCUGAACGGCCUCAAGAACCUGCUGCCUUACAACCUGUCGCUGGAGGUGGUCAUGGCCAUCGAGGCCGGGCUGGGAGACCUGCCGCUCUUCCCCUUCUCCUCGCCCGGCGCCGCCCAGCCCUCCUCGCCCGGCGGCGGCAGCAGCAACGACCCGGCCUCCUUCCUCCAGAGCGUCUGCCACACCGUGGUGGUCCAGGGGGUCUCGGCCCUGCUCGCCUUCCCACGCAGCCGCCGGGAGAUGCUGGAGGUGGAUUUCCUCGCCGGCGCCCUCCGCCUCCCCGCCCUCAGCAUCGUCCGCGAGGAGUUCCCCACCAAGAGCCAGAAUCCCCUUCACCUGCAGUUGAGUUUAGAACGCUCAUUAAGCUUUGACGCCGAUGUCACUUUUUCAAUCUUGGCCUUGAACAACUGGUAUAAUUUUAGCUUGAUGGUAUGCCAGGAAGAAUGGAACAUCACCGAUUUUCUCUUCCUCACGCAACAAAGCUCCAAAUUUCAUUUGGGAUCCAUUAUAAAUAUCACAGGAAACCUCACAUCAACUGAUGACCUCUUGACCUACUUGCAAGUUCAUCUGGAGAACAUAAAGGACACGACAUCCACCGUGGUAAUGUUUGGCUGUGACAUGGAAAGCACAAGGAGGAUUUUUGAGAUAACCACACAGUUUGGGGUGAUGCCUCCUGAGCUGCACUGGAUUCUUGGGGAUUCGCACAAUGUGGAAGAACUGAGGACAGAAGGCUUGCCGUUGGGUCUUAUAGCUCAUGGGAAAACAACACAAUCUUUUUUUGAAGAUUACGUCCAGGAUGCAAUGGAAUUGGUAGCUAGAGCUGUGGCUUCGGCUACAAUGAUCCAGCCAGAGCUGGCACUUAUUCCAAGUACAACGAAUUGUUUGAACACAGAGGAAAAAAAUCUCACUUCAGGACAGUAUUUAUCAAAGUUUCUAGCCAAUACCACCUUUCAUGGGCUUAGUGGGCACAUUAAAGUCAAAGACUCCUCCAUCAUCAGCUCCGAAAACAACUUCUUUAUUUGGAAUCUGCAGCACGAUCCUGUGGGCAAUCCAAUGUGGACUCGCUUGGGGAGCUGGCAAGAAGGAAAGAUCAUCAUGGAUUACGGGAUCUGGCCAGAGCAGGCCCAGCGGCACAAGAAUCACAACCAGCACCCUACUCGGCUGCAUCUGAGGGUGGUGACCCUCAUUGAACAUCCGUUUGUGUUCACAAGGGCUGUGGAUGAUGAAGGCCUGUGUCCGGCAGGUCAGCUCUGCUUGGACCCCUUGACCAAUGAUUCGGCUGUGCUGGAUACUCUCUUUGAAAACCUGCAAGGCGGCAAUGACACAGUGCCCACCAAGUUCAAACAGUGCUGUUAUGGCUACUGCAUAGAUCUGUUGGAAAAACUGGCUGAAGAUAUGAACUUUGAUUUUGACCUGUACAUUGUCGGUGAUGGAAAAUAUGGGGCUUUGAAAAAUGGCCAGUGGACAGGGCUUGUGGGUGACCUAUUGGCUGGCACUGCCCACAUGGCCGUGACAUCAUUCAGUAUCAACACAGCCCGUAGCCAGGUGGUCGAUUUCACCAGCCCCUUCUUUUCUACUAGCUUGGGCAUCCUGGUGAGAACCAAAGACACAGCGGCUCCUAUUGGAGCUUUUAUGUGGCCACUCCACUGGACCAUGUGGCUGGGAAUUUUUGUGGCCCUACACAUCACUGCAAUCUUUCUCACCCUCUACGAAUGGACAAGCCCCUUUGGCAUGACCCCAAAGGGAAGAAACAGGGAUAAAGUUUUCUCCUUCUCCUCUGCCUUGAAUGUCUGUUAUGCCAUCUUGUUUGGUAGAACAGCUGCCAUAAAACCCCCCAAGUGCUGGACUGGAAGGUUUCUCAUGAACCUCUGGGCCAUUUUUUGUUUAUUUUGUCUGUCAACAUAUACAGCGAAUCUGGCUGCUGUCAUGGUGGGAGAGAAAAUCUAUGAAGAGCUGUCUGGAAUACAUGACCCCAAGCUGAACCACCCUUCACAGGGGUUUCGCUUUGGAACGGUGCGAGAAAGCAGCGCUGAGGAUUAUUUCAAGCAAAGCUUCCCCGAUAUGCAUGAGUACAUGAAAAGGUUCAAUGUGCCUGCAACUCCUGAUGGAAUAGACUACCUGAAGCAAGAUCCAGAGAAACUGGAUGCCUUCAUCAUGGAUAAAGCACUCCUGGAUUAUGAAGUGUCAAUAGAUGCUGACUGCAAGCUUUUGACGGUGGGGAAACCCUUUGCUAUUGAAGGGUAUGGUAUUGGCCUUCCUCCAAACUCUCCACUAACCUCAAAUAUCUCUGAACUGAUCAGCCAGUAUAAAUCUCAUGGCUUCAUGGAUGUCUUACAUGACAAAUGGUACAAGGUAGUGCCCUGCGGGAAAAGAAGUUUUGCUGUGACAGAGACGCUGCAGAUGGGCAUCAAACACUUUUCUGGGCUCUUUGUGAUGUUAUGCAUUGGAUUCGGCAUGUCUAUUCUAACUACAAUCGGAGAGCAUAUUGUAUACAGGCUGGUAAUCCCACGAGUCAAAAAGAAAUCCAAGAUGAAAUAUUGGCUCCACACAAGUCAGAGAUUGCACCGAGCUCUAAAUAGUUCGUUUAUUGAAGACAAACACCAGCCUAAAGCAAAGCGAGUAGAGAAGAGAUCCCAUACAGGAAACAGUGAGCAUGCGGUAUGGAAUACGGCUAGCCCUGGCAACUGCCAUCGGAGGAAAUAUAUCUGCACCGAGGAAAGACAGAAUGAAGUGGUUCUCAAGCAGCAGCAGGAGCAGCAGGAGCAAGAGAUACCUCUUCCUCCCGUAAAGAGAGACUCUCCAGCAUCGCUGGCCACAAAUGGGAAAGCAGACUCUGUUAACAUUGCUAGGACCUCAGUGAUCCAAGAGCUCUCGGAACUGGAGAAGCAGAUCCAGGUGAUCAAGCAGGAAUUACAGCUGGCCAUGAGCAGGAAACUGGAGCUGGAAGAGUUUCAGAGGACAAACAGGACUGCGGAGUCUUAAGCGGCCGCUUUCCAGUCCUUCCCACUUCCCAUUUCCCUGUAACAAUGCAAAAUGCACUUCUUGGGGUAAUGCCAAGGGGCAAAAAAAAGGCACCACAAUCAGCAAGCAAUACAUCCUUCAGGCGAUAGCUCCUUCCUUCCCACAACACCAAGAUGGUGGAGGGUCACAGCGUUCCUUACUUUUGGCUGUGUGGCCAAUUCAAAGAAGAAAGAAUUUUUCCAUGAGAAGUCUUAACUUACCAGAGGACUGGCCCCAGGCUUCCCAAACUCUAAGCCACCAGGUUGUGCGGCUCCUCUUUUGCUUCUCACAAAAUAGACAUUCUACUUUUUAGCCCUUUCUGUGCAUUAAUUUUUAAAAAGCAAAGGGAGACUUAAAACGAUGAUUGAGAAUCGUGCAUCUUGGUGGUAUUUUAUUUGGAUUUUGCUGUUUGAAGUUGUUAAGGUCUACCUAGGAAAAUACAAUCGGCCCUCCUUAUCAACAGAUUCUGUAUCCAUAGGUUUGGCCAUCCAUGGCUUGAAAAUGUUCUACUACCAUCCCACCCCCCAAAAAUCCAAAAAGCAAGCCUUGAUUUUGCCAUGUAAUACAACAGACGCCAUUUUGCUAUGCCAUUGUACCUAAUGGGACUUGAGCAUCCAUGGAUUUGAUAUCCAUUAGGGUAGUGGUUCUCAACCUGUGGAUCCCCAGAUGUUUUGGCCUUCACCUCCCAGAAAUCCUAACAGCUGGUAAACUGGGAGUUGUAGGCCAAAACACCUGGGGACCCACAGGUUGAGAACCACUGCAUUAGGGGGUUCUGGGGAAAAAACCACAGCAGAUCCCAAGGGGCCAGUGUAGGACCUUACACAAUGAAACACUACUUCUUUAUGGUUGAGCAAUGGUACAGAUGUGUCUCUAAAAGAGGAAAACCCAAGGGUUAAACUCACCUAUACAUUAAUACUUCUAAUAUUGAAAGAUCUCAGAGCUUAUCUAAAUCAGAAAACAAUUAUGCUAUUACAUUUCUUCAAGCCCUGGCUGCCUAAGUGAUUGUAUUUUUUGAAGCUAGGUGCAAGAAGGCAUCAGAUACCUCCUUGCACUAGCUGUUUUCUGUCUUUUUACAUGGAAUUCGGUGCAACUUUAUUACUACUACCCAAUCAAAUUAAACAGUCACUGAUUGACCCUUUGGUGGCUGGAAGGAUGGAAGAAACUCCCAGCCAACUUUGUGGAUAUCAGAACAGCCUUUUGCCAUUCUACACAGUGUUGGGUUUCUCCAUCCUCCUAAUUCACUCUCCUACAAGCCCAAAGACUCACCCUAAGUAUGCUGGCAGAACUUUCUGCUCCCCCUGCAUUAUUUUGGAUUUUUAAGCAUGGGGUAGUAGCAUUCUUGGCUCUGGCAUUCCAGAUUGCAACCGGACAGGGUCCUAUUUUUGGAUGCACCAGCACUGCAAAACCAAUCCUUCAAAAAACACUCCUUCGGCUUUUGCUUGGAUAUGUUAGAUGACUAAAGAAAUGAGAUCUUUUAUGCAGAAAAAACAUUCAAAAUAUGGCUUCCCACCUUUAUCUUAAAUAUCAGGAACUUCACUGACUCAUUCUGGAUUAUUUUACAUUGGCUUUCAUCAAUCAGAUACAGCAGUUGUGUCUUCUAGGUGUCUCUGGACUGUUAACUCCAAGGAUGGUAGGAGCUGCAGACCAACAUCACUUGGAAGGCCACAUAUCCACAAUUCUAGAGAUUUAAUAUUAUAUUUCCUUACACAAUCUGCAUUUUGCUACUUCUUUGAAUCAACUGUCAGGGCAGGACCCAAUUCUACCUUCAAAUCAUUUAGGCUAAGUACACCUUUACUCAAAACUAAAACAGAUCCAUGAAGAAUAAGAUUUGUUAGUCCAACACAAAGAGAAUGUAUUGCAAUGAAUGGGGCUUUUAUUCAAUGCCUACAGAACAUGAUUAAAUCCUGGUGAAUUCAAUGGAGCUAUAUGAGCAGGGAAUUCUUGUUAGAUUUAACCCUUUGCCUUUACAAAAUAAUCCUACAAUUGUUCUCAGCAGGUUCUGUGGCCCUGAACAUCAGUUUUGAGCAAAAAAAUAAAAAAAAAUUAAAACCAUUUCCAAAGCUACACACAAUUUAACUAUGGUAGCCUUUUUCGGUAUUUCUUGUUCCCAGUAUUAUGAUAUGUAUACAUACAUAUACAUCAUAUAGAUAUAGAUAUAUUUGGCCUAAGAUUCCCUAUCAUAAUCUCAGAACCUGUUGUUUUCGGCUGGUGAUGGGGAACCUGUGGUCCAAAGGUUGGCUCAAAGUCAAUGCUAUGGCUUAAUGUUUUUGAAGCGCAGUGGUAUCUUUCAGUGAAAUGUGUUGUGUAAGUUACCGGUGGUGGCUUGGCUCUCCAAUUGUAAAUGUUUGUUCUUGAUGCGGGUGCUAUGCAAGCAGUGGGUGAAACAAUGUAUGGCAUACAAUCAACUGGCAAACCAUUCCAUCUCCCACAUCUUCACCCCUAGUCCAUCCAUACAUGCAAAUUAGUACUGCCAACAUGGCCUAAUUCACAUGCCGUUUGACUUAUGUAGUCCCUGACUCCACAGGCCCUCUCAUGCCAUCCCAGGUAAUGUGUAUUAUUUCUCCCAAGCUCAGUGAUGCACACCUUGUUAAGAGACUGGCUAUCAACCUGGAAGAUAAAUGUGGACUCCAACCUAAUAAUCAAUAGAACUGGGUAAGGAUGGGGAAUUCUAUUAGCAUCACAGUUUUCCACAUUCCUUUUUUAAAAUCUCAAUUCUUUCCAACUCAAACACAAAAAUAUCCAUAAAUAUUUGUGAAUCCUUCCAACAACUAAAUGGAAUUGAAUUUCCCAGCUGCACUGCCUAGAUUCAAUUACAGUUAGUCCUCUGUAUACACUGGAUUCCACCAUCCAUGACUUGAAAAUAUUUAAAAAUAUCAAACAGUAAAUCCCAAUCUUGCAAUUUUAUAUAAGAGACACCAUUUUACUACAUGAUUGUAUAUAAUGGGACUCAAGCAUCCACAGAUUGUGGUGUUCACAGGGCAUCCUUGAACCAAACUCCAGUGGACAUAGAGGGCCCACUGUAGUACCAUUAUUACAAGCACUAAGACUGUACUUGCCUGAUUUUCUGGUAACACAACCCAACAACAAAAAUUCUCAGUAUUUUGAUUUUUUUGGCCUAUUCCUAGGUUAUUUGGGGUGCUGAUUCAGAAGACUGCAUUGGAUAGACCACAUCGGCUCAAGUUUCUUAGCUAUAGCUACCAUAAUUUUCUAUGGGCAAGCAGAUGGUGACUGGUAGAUGGCCUAUGUUGUGUAUCUCAAAAACUAGAGCUGAUCAGGGAAAACUGGUGACAUUUUUGGAAUCAGUAAGUCAAAUAUACCCAGAAACAGGUUUAAAAUUUGAGGCACCCAAUGUGUAUUGGGCAAUGUAACUGAAGAUUGAGAGGUCUUCAAGAAAGUGAAGAGGUGGCAACCAUAAUACAGCAUUAAUAUGCCCAUAUUUUUCACUGUGAAGACUCUAGCCCAUAACAACUAAAUUGGACAGUUUUUAUGGCUACAUCAGUGGUUCCCAAUCUUUGGGCCUCCAGGUGUUUUGGACUUCAAUUCCCAGAAAUCCCAGCCAAUUUACCAGCUAUUAGGAACUGUGGGAGCUGAAGUCCAAAACACCUGGAGGCCCAAAGGUUGGGAACCAUUGGUCUACAUUCAUUAAAAAACAAUGACUUUUGGUAAAUUUGGCAAAUUCCUCAGGACAGAACACGUAGUUUGGAAUGGCAUGAGAACAGUGGCAGGGGAGGCAGCAACCACAUCAAAGUAACAACACACUGGGCCUGGACUAAAAUACCAGUAUGUGGGGACUGGUACUCAUAUGCCACAGGGGGAUUACCUCCUUUGAAUGUUAUGUAAUGUCCACCCCUGAAUCCCGGCUGAUGGGCUUUCUUCUAAUAUACCAGGCAUUGAAGGCCCAAGAAUCCCAAAUAUGUGUGACUUGGCCAAGGCCUAGAAAUCAUCUUUUCCCAUCUGAGUCACCAGGCAAUUAUUUUGCCCAGUCCCAAAAAGCUCUUCUCAUUCCCCACUCCCCAAUAUAUGCUGGCAUUGAUUUAUUUUUUUGAAGAAUCCAACAGAAAGCCAGCACUACAUCUCACAUCUUUGGUGUAAACGAAUACUUAAUUCUUUAAUUGAUUUCUACGAGUUGCCCUUGACCAUCUCCUUUUCUGGGUGAAAACUCUGGAUGGGGUUGUGGUUAUUUUUUUUUAAUUUUCAAUAAAUUUUAAUACUAUU